AUGGACAAAUCAACGGUUCUCAAGGCGACCAUUGCCUUCCUCAAGAACCAGAAAGAGAUCUCCGUGAGGUCCCAAAGUCAGGACAUCAGAGAGGAUUGGAAACCGUCAUUCCUAUCCAACGAGGAGUUCACACACCUGAUGCUGGAGAGCGACAUCUCCGGGCGUCCUCUCUAUGACCUGAUGCUGGAGGAGGAGCGUAGCGAGAUGAAGCAGUUCCUCUCCAACCCCGCCCUGGCGCCGAACCCCAACAACUGGCCGGAGGAGACGAAAGAACAGUACACCCUCACCGUCCACCUGAAGCGCUCAACAAGAGGGAACACUCAAGAAAACUUAUACGAGAGGAUACACCUGACUGGCUACUUCGAGCGAUACACCUGUCCAAGCGAAGAUGGUGUGCUGGACUUCAGUUGCAGCGAGGCGGAGGAUUCAGUGUCCCUCAGCAGCUGUGGGAGGGGACUUGCUGGUGGAGGAGGUGGUGGAGGAGGUGGUGGAGUUGGCAGUGUUGGUGGUGGCGGUGGUGGUGGAGGAGGUGGUGCCAGUCGCGGCGGUGGUGGUGGUGGUGGUGGUAGCGGAGGUGGUGAUAGCAACGGAGGUGGAGGUGGAGGUGGAAACAAUGGUGGUGGAGCGGGGAUGUUCCAGAGCUCUCUCGUCCACUCACAGCUCUCUCAGGAAUCCACCAAGCUGGUGUUUGUGGCCAUCGCGCGUAUGGAGCGGCCACAGCUGGAGCGCGAGAUGACCAUCAUUGAACCCAGCAAGACAGAGUUCACCUCCCGACACAGCCUGGAGUGGAAGUUUCUGUUUCUUGACCACCGGGCCCCCACCAUCAUCGGGUAUAUGCCAUUCGAGGUGCUGGGAACCUCAGGGUACGACUACUACCAUGUGGAGGACUUGGAGAAGGUGGCGGCGUGUCAUGAGCAGCUGAUGAAGACCGGCAAAGGCACCUCCUGCUACUACCGUUUCCUGACGAAGGGGCAGCAGUGGAUCUGGCUACAGACCCAAUACUACAUCACCUACCACCAGUGGAACUCAAAGCCGGAGUUCAUCGUCUGCACCAACACUGUCGUCAGCUACAGCAAUGUGAAGGAGGAGCUGCUGAAGGAGUCUGGGGUGGAGGAGAAGUGCAAGGUGGAGGUGGAGGCAGGUGGACCGGAGGGGGAGCUGAGCCUGGCCUCCAGCGCUGGGGGCGGGGCCGCCGCGGGGCCCUCAGGUCUGGCCAUGCCGGCACUAGCGGCGGGGGCGGCGGCGGGGCUGGUGGAUCUGCCCCCACCCUCCACCCCCCUGGCCCCACCUGCCCCGCCUACCCCACAGCACCUGGUGGAGGAGAAGCCAGUGGUGGGGGGGCCCCAGGACCCCCUCCAGUACCUCCAGCAGCAGCAGCAGCAGCAGGCCUCGGAGCAGCAACAAACACAACAACAACAACAACAGCAACAACAACAACUGCAGCAGCAACAAGAACAGCAACAACAAGAACAACAAAAGCAGCAACAGCUGCAAGAGCAGCAACAACAACAACAACAACAACAACAACAACAGCAACAACAACAACAACAACAACAGCAGUUACAACAACAACUUCAACAGCAGCAACAGGAGCAGCAGCAACAACAACAACAGCAGCAGCAACAACAACAACAACAACAGCAGCAGCAGCAGCAGCAGCAACAGCAGCAGCAACAACAACAACAACAGCAGCAGCAGCAGCAGCACUGUGUGGGCGUUCCCUCCCAGGCCUCCCAGCAGCAGCAGCAGCAGCACCUCCUGCCGCCCCCGUCCUCCCUCCUGCCCUCCCCCAAGUCACCGCAGCAGGCCUCCAGACAACAGAAGCAGCAGCAGCAGCAGAUAGUGGGGCAGGGCAGCCAGCUGGUUCCCUCAGGGGUGUCUCCCAGCAGCCAGCACUCCCCCUACCCCCAGAUGAGCCAGCACCUGUCCUCCAGGGGGGAGCCGCCGCCUUGGCCCUCCAAGGGGCGCUCAGAGUCUAGUCAGUACCGUGGGGGAGCGGGGUCCACCAUGGGGGAGGGCGGCAGCAGCAGAAAGCGGUCGAGAUUGCAACAACACCACCAGCAACAACAACAACAACAACAACAGCAUAUGCUUCAACAACAGCACGAACAACAGCAGCAGCAACAGUCCCAGCAGCAGCAGCUCUCGAUGGAGGAUCUGGCGCCCCCUUCCUCCCCCUGCUCCGAUGGGUCAGCCGCGUCACACAUCUCACACCCACAGCAGGACGGAACGGGGGCCUACAUCUCCGCCAAGUCCGUGCCGAGGGAGAGAUAUUACCGCAAGAUAGAGCUUCCGCCGGAGAUGACGCAGUCCCUCUCGUCCUCCCGGCUCUCAGGGUCGUACGAGGAGGAGAAGAAGGAGGACCAGUUCUUGCAGAUGAUGGUGACCUCCCCUGUUGGUAGUGCCAGCUCCCACAACUCUGGAGGCUACGGGAGUGUCGAGCAACAACAACAACAACAACAACAGCAGCAGCAGUACCUCGGGGCGUCAGGCGGGGGCGGGAGCAGUGGCGGAGGUGGGGGCGGUGGCGGUGGUGGCGGCCUCAACAGUCAGCAGGGCGUGGCGGCUCCGGCGGGCAGUGCGGCGACCCAGGUGGUGCAGGUGGCGGCUGUCCCGUUCUCCCCGGUCUUCCCCGUCAACCCGGUGGUCACGAACUUCUCCAUCCAACUCCCGGCAACUUCAACGACAGAGGGGCUCCGACAGUCCCUCAUACUCAGCCCCGACCAGCGGCAACUUCAGGAGCAGCUGCGACGGAAGCACGCAGAGCUCCAGCAGCAGAUCCUCAGACAACAGGAGGAGCUUCGGCAGGUGAACGACCAGCUCAUCAUGGCCCAGUACGGCAGCCUCAGCCUCCAGCAGGUCUACAAGGGCGGUGUGCAGUACCCCGCCACCAGCAGUGUGUCCAGCGCCGGGUACCAGAGUGCAACGGGCGGGGCCUCCGGGGUAUCAUCGGGCAGCAGCGGGGCGGGGAUGGCGAUGGGGGGCGCCGUGGGAAGCCUGCCAGUCACCGCGGGGCUGCCGGGUGGGGCGGGGACGGUCACGCUCACCACGGGGAUGUUGGGGGUUGGCUCGCCCCUGGUGCAGCCCGUGGCCAUGACCUCUACUUCCGCCCCAGCCACCACCCUCACCGUGUCCACCUUCAGCCCUGCGCAGGUGAACCUCCCCAGUGGCAAUGCGCAGGGGAUGGCUCUGCCCUACCAGCUCUCGCACCACCAGGCUCAGAUGGUCUUUGCUCAACCCAACACCACCACCAACCCAACACAGCACCACCACAACCCUCAACCACACCUCCCUAAAAAGUAGCCUGCUCCCCCCGCCCCCCCUACCCCCCCCGGCUGCUCUCCUUUCCCUUUCUCCCCGACUUUCAUACUCCUCUUCCUCUUCCUCUUCCUCUUCAUCCUCCUCUCCUGUCUAGUAUUCUCCCUCAUCCUCUUAUUUCCUCUACUUUUCUUUUUAACUUUCUUAUUUUUUCUUUUUCUCUGGUUCUUUCUCGUCCUCUCUGUGUGUUUCUCUUCCUCCUCCUCCUCCUUCUCUUCCUCUUCUUCCUCCUCCUCCUCUUCCUAUUCUUUCUCAUUCUCCUGCUCUGUUUAUUUCUCCUCCUCCUCCUCCUCCUCCUUUUUGCUCAUAUACUGUUCUUUUUUACUCUCCUCCUCCUCCUCCUCCUCCUCCUCCUCUUUGCUCUCCUCUUUCCUCCUUGUCUCUCUUUCCUUCCUAUUAUUUCUCAUUCUCCUGCUCUGUUUAUUUCUCCUCCUCCUCCUCCUCCUUCUCCUCCUCGUCCUCCUCCUCCUCCUCCUCCUCCUCCUCCUCCUGGUUCAAGCCAAAGUCCCUGACAGUCAUUAGCUCCACAAGAAGUAUUUUUGAAGUAGAUUAGUUGGGAAGAGCGACAACCAAGUCUCAUUACCAUUGCUACCACCUUUUACUACUACUACUACUACUACUACUACUACUACUACUUUCUUGGGUCAUCCUCCUACCACCACACCACCACCACCACCACAACUGUAUGCCACGUGCCACAGAGAGUGUUAUACUAAUUAUUGUUUUAAUGAAUUUUAAGAUGACGAAACGAUCUAUAUACACACACACGCACACAGAGACACACAUACACGCACAUACACACUCCGACGCACUCAUGUAUAGAGUUACCGCUGCAUAUUUUAUUUGUUAUGUAAUACUCAAUUUCACCUUUAUUUUCUAACCUCUUGUUGUUGUUAUUUCUAUUAUUUUUAUCAUGAUAGAUUUCCCUGCCACUCAUUGUUACCAGAUCACAAGGGUAGUGUUGCUAAUUGAAGAGGUCACAAUCAGGGUCAUUAGGACACGGAAAAGGUCAGCAGGGGUCAUAUUUAAACAGGCUGCUGCUGCUACGGUGUGAAAAUAAAAUGAGUUUGGUUGGGUUUGGUCAGCUUGGGUUAGGUUAGAAAUUGGUUGGGUUUGGUCAGCUUAGGUUAGGUUAGAAAUUGGUUGGGUUUGGUCAGCUUAGGUUAGGUUAGAAAUUGGUUGGGUUUGGUCAGCUUAGGUUAGGUUAGAAAUUGAAACAAGUUGAAUUGGGUUGGAAGGUGAGAGCUUACCUACCUACCUAACCUCUAAAAGAAACAGUGCAGGAGGGAAGUUUUUAAUAAUCAGCUUGUAAUAAUCGGGUUAGGUUAAGAUUGUUAGGUUAGGUGAGGUAAGGGGAUCAGGGUUCAGGGAUAGUGGGUUAGAGGUUGUAGGAGAUUAGGAUUGAGUCAUAGGGGUAUUAAUGAAAAGCAGUGCAGAAGGGAUGACUUAAGCAGCUUGUAAUAAUCGGGUUAGGUUAAGAUUGUUAGGUUAGGUGAGGUAAGGGGAUCAGGGUUAAUUAAGGGAUAGUGGGUUAGGGGUUGUAAGAGAUUAGGAUUGAGUCAUAGGGGUAUUAAUGAAAAGCAGUACAGAAGGGAAGACUUAAGCAGCUUGUAGUUAUCAGGUUAGGUUAAGAUUGUUAGGUUAGGUUAGGUUAAGGGAUGGUGGGUUAAGGGAUGGAAUUGAGUCAUAGGGGUAUUAAAGAAAAAGAGUGUAGAAGGGGAAACUUAAGCAGCUUGUAGUUAUCAGGUUAGGUUAAGAUUGUUAGGUUAGGUUAGGUUAAGGGAUGGUGGGUUAGGGGAUGGAAUUGAGUCAUAGGGGUAUUAAAGAAAAAGAGUGCAGGAGGGGAGACUUAAGCAGCUUGUAAUGACUGAAAGAUAACAGAACAGGAGAGAUUUAAUAAUGAACUUGUAAUUAAUUAAAAGAAGAUGUGAGAGAGGGAAGAUAAAAUACGAGUAGGCAACUUGUAAUUAUUAAAAGAAACAGUUCAGGAGGAAAGUUUUCAAUUAGCAGCUUGUAAUAAUUAAAGAAAAACAAAGCAAGAUACAAGACUAAUUAAGCAGCUUGUAAUAAUUAAAGAAACAGUGAAAAAGACAAGACUAACUAAGCAGCUUGUAAUAAAUGAAGGGAAACAGUACACUAGGGUAGACUUAGCAGCUUGUAGUGAGAAAGGAAAACGUGCAGCUUGUAAUAGAGAGACACGGCCUGUUUAAUUAAGUAAUAUAUGACCUCUCGGACCAGGCAGCUUGUAUGUUAAUCACCAUCAUCAUCAUCAUCAUCAUCAUUAUCAUAGUUGCAUGUCUACUGUAGCAUUCUGACAGUUGUGGAGAGAAAUAUUUAAGUAAGGAAAAGGAAGGAAAAUGGUGUGUUUGAAGAGGAGAGAAAAUAAUAUGUUUGAGAAAGGGGAAAUUUGAAGGGAGAGAGAAGAAGCGUUUAGUCAGGGAAAGGGAAAAUAUAAAGGUUGGGGAAAGAGAAGAGAGGAAAAUGAUGGGAAAAUUUUGAAGUUGAGAGAAAGAAUGGAAAUGUUGGGUGUGAAGUGGAGGGAAAAUUUUAAGUGACAGAAAGAGGGGAAUUUUAAGUAAGAGAAAGAGGGAAAAUUUUAAGUUAGAGAAAGAGGGUAAAAUUUAAAGUUAGAGAAAGAGAGGGGAAAAUUUUAAGUUAGACAAGAAAGAAUAAUUGAUCGUUUGAGGAAAGAAAAUAUGAAGUUAGAAGAGGAAAGAAAAUUUGAAGUUAGAAGAGGAAAAAAAUUGUAGAGAAGGAAAGAAAAUUUGAAGUUAAAAGAGGAAAGAAAAUUUGAAGUUAGAGAAGGAAAGAAAAUUUGAAGUUACAAGAGGAAAGAAAAUUAUAGAGAAGGAAAGAAAAUUUGAAGUUUGAGAAGGAAAGAAAAUUUGAUGUUAAAAGAGGAAAAAAAAUUUGAAGUUAGAGAAGGAAAGAAAAUUUGACAUUAAAAGAGGAAAGAAAAUUUAUGAGUAAGAGAAAUGAGGAAAAUUCUACGUUACCAAGAAAUAAAUAUGUCCGCAAAAAAGAAAAAAAGAUUAAAAGUUAUCGAACGGAAAGAAAAUAACAGAAAUGAAAGGAGAAAAGGAAAAGACAGCCAGCGACAAAAACCAUCAUCCUAACAUUUUCACAACCCACCCAUCAUCAUCAUCAUCAUCAUCAUCGUGGACCCACAAUAAUGCAUCUCAUCCCAAUAUAUCAUGUAUCUUGGAAGUCACACAAUGGCCUUCAAACUGCGGAGAAGUACAACAUUGGCUCACACAUCUUGCCUUACACUCCUAUAGCUCAGUCCAACAGUUGCCAGCUCAAGGGAGUCCGUCUAACCUUAACCCGGUAGCAGCGGGGACCAUGUUUCUUAAUGGUCCCUCCAAGCGAGAAAAAUGAGAAAAAAUCACCCCUCACACAAACCAUUUCAUAAUAUAUAUCAAAGCAUUUAAGAACAUAAGGAGUCUGCAAGAGGCCAGUUAUUUGUGAUCAGAUUGUGUAUCAUCUAUUUUUGGGGGUUUAUAUCAUGGCACAAAUUUGGCCCGUCGCUGCUACACGGUAAAGCCACAAAUUUGGCCCGUUGCUGCUACACGGUAAAGCCACAAAUUUGGCCCGUCGGUGCUACUGGGUUAAUAUGGACUUGGAAUCAAUAUAAAGCAAUCUAGCACCUCUCUACCAGCUCAAAAAAAUCUGUUUAUGUUUAAUCUGGAUCUGAAACUAUUAUAAAAACAAUCACUAAUGCCUUUAACACAAUUAAUUCAGUCCUUCAAUUUUCAGUCACACAGUUGCCAGCUCAAGGAAGUCCGUCUAACCUUAAUAUGGACUUGGAACCCAUUUAAAGCAAUUCAGCACCUCUAUACCAGCUCAAGAAAAUCUAUUUGUGUUUAAUCUGGAUCUGAAACUAUUAUGAAAACAAUCACUAAUGCCUUAAACACACAAUUGAUUCAGUCCUUCAAUUCUCAGCUCAACCGUCCAAUCCUGUAAGGAGAAAUAUGGACGUUUAACUAAAAGAAGAAGUAGAAAAAGUUGUCCGGUGAAGUGUAGGUUUGUCCGACAUUAACCGAGACCUUGAACCAAUUUUAACCCGGUAGCUGCGGGGGUCAUAUUUCUUAGGCUAGGUUAGGUUAGGUUAGGUUAAAGGCCCCUCUAAGUAAAAUAAUGAGAGAGAAUCAUCACUCACGCAAACCAUUUCAUAAUAUAUAUCAACGCAUGUGUGAUCAGUUUAUGCAUCGUCUAUUUUAUGAGGUUUAUAUCAUGGCAGAAAUUUGGCCCGUCGCUGCUACACGGUAAAGCCACAAAUUUGGCCCGUCGCUGCUACACGGUAAAGCCACAAAUUUGGCCCGUCGCUGCUACACGGUAAAGCCACAAAUUUGGCCCGUCGCUGCUACACGGUAAAGCCACAAAUUUGGCCCAUCGCUACUACACGGUAAAGCCACAAAUUUGGCCCGUCGCUGCUACCGGGUUAAGCAAACACUAAAGCCUUUCUCACACUCCUGAACCUGCCAGGCAUACCACGAGUGCUUUACCUCUCCCUGUCUAUCUCCAGUAGGUGUCUCAAACUCAUAUAUAUAAGUUAUUCACAGAGGCCUGUCACACACUCCUCAACCUGUCAUUCUGCCCUUAUAUCAACUCUUUAACCCAUAUAUGUAUAAGCUAUUCAUGAAGGCGAGUGCAGUAAACCCUCCCUAAGUCGGAUCAUUGUAAGUCAAACACCCGAUAUCUCGAAAACUUUAUAAGCUUCUUCUCAUGUAAUUGAGUGUUCUUUCGGCCGCCUCUUCGGAGUCUUUACAGGAGCAGCGAGUAGUGGGCCUUUUUUUUUUAUUGUUUCCUUUUUUGUGUGCCCUUGUGCUGUCUCCUUUGCUGUAAAAAAAAAGUGUCUAUAAAUUGGAUGCCAUUCAAAUUAAUAGGCACGCAUUUUUCAAUUUUCCACAUCAACCGCCACAUUGCUUGGUCUCUACGAAGCAGAGUUUAGCCGCCUUGCUGUUUAUCUUGUAGCUCAAAUGACUUUUAUUUACUUCGCUGCCCUCAUACAGUACCUACAGGAUUCGUAGAGACAUGGAUGAGCCUUUUACCAUGAGUGGGUGUUUAAUAAUAAGAGGAAGUAAGCACUGUACUGUACAAUGAUAUUUAUUAGUGAUACGGAGUGAGAAAAAUAACUACUGAAGGCACGGGAUCCCCAACCUCCGAUAACUCAGAUUUUCGGCUAUCCCGGAUCGGACUUCCCCUCAGUUAGUUUGCCUUAUGUGGAGUUCACUAUGUUGAGUUUCAAGUCCUGGCGGCGAUCGGAUGUAACUUUAAACUCUCGCCCUCUCUGUCUCUCCCCUCCACUCUCCUUCAUCCUUUCCUCAUGUAGGGGGCUUCGUGGUGCAGUGGUUAGCACACUCAGCUCACAACCGAGAUAGCCCGGGUUCGAUUCCCGGGCGGAGUGGAAAAAUUUGGGCUGCUUUUCCGAUACCCUACGCCCCUGUCCACCCAGCAGUGAAUGGGUACCAGGUAUUAAUCGGGGGUUGUGUCCCGUCUCCUGGGGUCUGUUCCCUUCUCCUAUAAUUCGUUCCCCUUCUGUCUCUCUCCGGCAUAUGACCACAGAUGUUGCGCCGACUAAACCAAACUUUCCAACUGUUCCCUUCUCCUAUAAUUCCUUCGCCUUCUGUCUCUCUCCAGCAUAUGACCACAGAUGUUGCGCCGAUUAAACCAAACUUUCCAACUGUUCCCUUCUAUAAUUCCUUCUCCUUCUGUCUCUCUCCGGCAUAUGACCACAGAUGUUGCGCUGACUAAACCAAACUUUCCAACUGUUCCCUUCUCCUAUAAUUCCUUCCCCUUCUGUCUCUCUCCGGCAUAUGACCACAGAUGUUGCGCCGACUAAACCAAACUUUCCAACUGUUCCCUUCUCCUAUAAUUCCUUCGCCUUCUGUCUCUCUCCGGCAUAUGACCACAGAUGUUGCGCCGACUAAACCAAACUUUCCAACUGUUCCCUUCUCCUAUAAUUCCUUCGCUUUCUGUCUCUCUCCGGCAUAUGACCACAGAUGUUGCGCUGACUAAACCAAACUUUCCAACUGUUCCCUUCUCCUAUAAUGCCUUCCCCUUCUGUCUCUCUCCGGCAUAUGACCACAGAUGCUGCGCCAACUAAACCAGACUUUCCAACUGUUCCCUUCUCCUAUAAUGCCUUCCCCUUCUGUCUCUCUCCGGCAUAUGACCACAGAUAUUGCGCCGACUAAACCAAACUUUCCAACUGUUCCUUUCUCCUAUAAUUCCUUCCCCUUCUGUCUCCCCCCGGCAUAUGACCACAGAUAUUGCGCUGACUAAACCAGACUUUCCAACUGUUCCCUUCUAUAAUUCCUUCGCCUUCUGUCUCUCUCCGGCAUAUGACCACAAAUGUUGCGCUGACUAAACCAAACUUUCUAACUGUUCCCUUCUCCUAUAAUGCCUUCCCCUUCUGUCUCUCUCCGGCAUAUGACCACAGAUGUUGCGCCGACUAAACCAAACUUUCCAACUGUUCCCUUCUUCUAUAAUUCCUUCCCCUUCUGUCUCUCUCCGGCAUAUGACCACAGAUGUUGCGCCGACUAAACCAAACUCUCCAAACUUUCCUUCCCUCAUCUCUUCACCAAACCAAACCAAACCUCCCACACUGCCAUUGUCCUCUGUCGAGUGAUUCUACAGUAUUACAGGGUAUCAUCAUCAUCAUCAUCAUCAUCAUCAUCAUCAUCAAUGUCACUCACCAUAACCUCUCCACACGUCCUCAUUUUAAGUGGAGAGCCAUAGAUGUAAUAGAGAAAAAAAAUACUGAAAAAUUGUUCCGUGUCAUAUAACACACACACACACACACACACACACACACACACACACACACACACA
Messenger RNA from Eriocheir sinensis (Chinese mitten crab), 10149 nucleotides. Its product is annotated as neuronal PAS domain-containing protein 2-like. Gene Ontology annotation, molecular function: protein dimerization activity; RNA polymerase II cis-regulatory region sequence-specific DNA binding; DNA-binding transcription factor activity, RNA polymerase II-specific. Lineage: Eukaryota; Metazoa; Arthropoda; Malacostraca; Decapoda; Varunidae. The record is from RefSeq and is a predicted model, not a curated record. Gene Ontology annotation, cellular component: CLOCK-BMAL transcription complex. Gene Ontology annotation, biological process: circadian regulation of gene expression; regulation of transcription by RNA polymerase II.